AUGUCGAGACGAACGAAGAAACCGGAGAAGAGCUCGCCGUUGCGAGGCGUCAAUGCGGCGUGCGCGAAAUUUAUCCGGACGGAGCUCAUCGAUGGAGAUAUCUCCCCGGAAGAGGGCGAGCGAGAGGCGACGGCGCGCGAGACGUUUGCGCGAGACAUCGCGCGCGCAUCGACGAAGAUAUCGACGCUCAGAGAAAAGGAAACGUUCGAUGACUGGGAAGAGAACAUCCGAGUCGAACUCGAGCAGGCCUUUGACCGUUGGAUGGAAUUGGAAGGCGACUCGUACGAGGAUGUCCCGCGCCUGGAUUGCGCCGAAUUCGAGUCGUCGGUUGAUUUGGACGGGCUCACCAAUGAGCUCUUCGAUAUCGUGGGCGACGAAGCCUCGAUCGCGAUGAUUUCGAUGGACAAAAUGACUGACUUGGAGCGUAAAGAACGCGAGACGGUGGAGCUCGCGUCUCCGAACCAACACCGAAUGAAUAGGCGACGAAGCUCCGUCGAGUUCUCGGCCUGGCUCGCAUCUAUCACCGACCUCGAGCCCGAGAUCGAUAGCACGCGCCCGCUCGCGUGA
Messenger RNA from Ostreococcus tauri, 567 nucleotides. RefSeq names its product unnamed product. The coding region runs from base 1 to 567 and encodes 188 amino acids. Lineage: Eukaryota; Viridiplantae; Chlorophyta; Mamiellophyceae; Mamiellales; Bathycoccaceae. The transcript has a single exon. The record is from RefSeq and is a predicted model, not a curated record.